AUGGCGAACCGAGACAGCGAUAUUGUGCAGUUCUGCUGCCAGCUCUACUAUGCGCAGGAGGGUGAAUCUCCUCUUACGAUCGAUGUUAUGCGGCUGGGGUCCUUCAAGGGAAGGCUAAGCGUGAAGUACCACACAGUUGAUGCUAGCGCGCUGGCCGGUCGCGAGUACGAAAGCUCUUCAGGCGAGUUGAUUUUUGAGAAUGGUGAAGAUCACAAGGAGAUCCAGGUCGAAAUCAACGACGAUGACAACUGGUCGCCUUCCACUGAAUUCAAGAUCGUCUUGACCCAUCCGCAGAACUGCAGGCUUGGACAAGAUCUGCAGUACUGUCGCGUCAAGAUCAUAGAUGAUGAUGCCUUUCCUGGCAACAAGCACCGCGAAGAGAUCUUGAAGGGUGAGGACGCGAUAUGGAACAUCAGUGGCUUCUCUCUAUUUUUCGAGUUCUUCCGGCUCAACUUCAUCAGCGAAGGCAUGGGCUACAGAACUGUGCUGACUGUGGGCUUCGACCAGCUCAAGAACGCAUACCUUCUGCUCACGUUAAUGAUGAAGACGUAUCUCAUCAACGUCGUUCUGGACACCAGAACAUCUGAGGAGCGCCUGAUCCUGCCGGAUCGGCGCCUCUGCGCCAUCUGCAUUGGCAUCCUUUACAUCUUGCCGCUUUCAAUCCUGCACGUCUGGGAUUAUUACAAGUUGUCCUUGGAUGUGCAAGGCCGCACCAAGAUGUUCAUCCAGACGACCCUCUUCCGGAAGUACCUGAACUACAGCGAGAAGUCGAGACGUUCCAUGACGCCGGCGCAAAUGAACCACGCCAUCACUCAGGAGAGCACCGAUGUGGCCAGCGCCUACAGCGCGGUGCUAGAGAUCGUUCAGAUGGGAGGACGCAUCGUGCUGAUGGUCAUGUUCACUCUGAUCCAGGACCCCGCCUGCUGGUGGGUGGUGGCGCUCAUGCCCUCGCUGAUGAUCCUCUUCGGCGUCAUCCGCGGAGAUGCGAUGUCCAAGGUGACCCGCAUCUCUGGCGCUGUGCGUGAGCAGGUGGUGGCCUUCGUCAGUGAGUCUUGCGACAAGUACAGUUUGAUUGCUGAGUACAGCCGUCGACCUGUGAUGAGCGAAAUGUUCGAAAAGAAGGCAAACCUGGCAAGGUUGUCGGUGAUCCCCGAGCAGCAGGUGGCGCUAAACAACAACUACUUCCCGCAGUGGCUGGGACCAACUUUCAUCGGCGCUUACAUUGCACUCUUUGCUGAGAGCGUUCUCGAUGGGUCAACGUCCAUGGGGGUGUUCUUGGCCAUCAUCUCCGUCAUCAGUGACAUGACCAACGACUUUGAGGGCAUCUUCAUUGAGCUCAUGAGUAUCAACACCCGGAUCGACUCCCUGAAGGUCUUGACUCAUUUCUUCAACAUGGAAUCGGAGCUUCCAAUACUUCGCGAGCUCAACCUCCGGAACAGGGCCCUGACCCUGGAGGCGCGGAAGGAGACGCGGAAGCUUCCCGAGCCACCAGCAGAAACAGGGCUUCUCAGGACCGAUCUUAUGGAGAUGAAGAUCGAACACCUCUCCUUCGGCUACAGGAAAGACCAGCAACUGCUGAAGGACGUCGGCCUCCUUCAUGUUCCGCUUGGCAGAAUAGUGGCAUUGGUUGGGGUGCACGGGUCUGGUAAGAACACCUUCCUGCGGCUGAUCUCCAGCAGACUGCUUCCAGAUGAGGGCUCUGUCUUCGUGCCAACUCACCUUCGCGUCCUUUUUGUGGCCCAGGAUCCCGUUCUGCUAGAUGCCUCUGUUUGGGAGAAUCUCACGUACGGCGCGCCAGAUUUUGCAGACAUGACAGUGGUUCAGGGAGUCUUGCAGCACCUGAAAAUGAAGCAUGUGUUGGAGACGCUGGAGGCCGAGAUGGGCGGACCCACGUCCGGGAACUCGGACGUCGAACAAGGCAUCAGGCAACCAAACAGAUCUCCCGUGGAGAAGAUCUCGGAUCUCGCCGAGCCUUUAACCGGUGAUCAGAAUGAGCCGAGGAGCUCGCGCACGCUAAGCAUGUCAGGAGGCACUUAUGUGGAGCUGCCAAACAUAGAGGCGGCUGAUCUGGAAGCCGACAUCAAGCAGGAGUCCAGUAAGCACCUGUGGCAAGAACCAUUGACGUACACGGAGAAGGUCAAGAUAAGCCUUGCCAGAGCUCUGAUCAUGAACCCCGACAUGCUCGUUUUGCAUCGACCCUUCCACCAUUUUGACAUCGGAACUGCCGACGACGUCUUGCAAGUCAUAAAGGAGCAUCACGAGAAUCGUGGUCUUUGCCUACCUGCUGAUGAAAGGAUAAAUCGCCGGCCUCGAUGUGUGGUCUUCUCGCCGGAGACAGUGGAGCAGGCAGUGCAAGCUCACAUCCUGUGGCAAAUAGAUCACAUUCACAAAACUGUCCGCGAAGUGGGCAAGAAUGAGAUCAAUUUCCGUGACUCGGCUUACAGCCUGACGGGCCCCAGCUCAAACGGGGCGUCUCACCCCGCAGGCGACUUCUAUGCCAAAUUCCACGCCUUGCAGACCUUUGCUGGUCACCCACUGCGCCCACACUUUCUGGGCGAUGCGGAUGGUUGUUCGGCGCGCGGGUUCCGCUUCUUCACGGUGUCAGCGCGGUACCAGCUUCAGCAGGGACAGUGGCAGCCGGAUGUCUAUUUCGGCCUGUGUGUCCCAGAGUCUUGCGAUGAGGGCCAUGUGGAGGUGAGCCUGGCGCCCGCCUACCUGGACUUCAUCCUUGGCUUCGAGGGCUUCUCCAGCCAGCUCUUGGACCUGAGGGUCGAGGCCGCCGAGUUCUCACUGCACUUGCCAUCGCUUCACUGGAUCUGGUUGCUCUUGCCUGCGGCGUUGGGCACCGCGUGCGAGCUCCUCUCACUGGGGCCUCGGACUCUGGGCCUGAGGUGCCAAGCUUCCAGGCUUUUCCAGCUUCCUCCUCCUGGUCAUUUGGAGGCGGUUUGCGCCAUCAGAGCUCUGGGCACGGUCGCAAUUCUCGGGUACCACGUGUUCUUCCUCAAGCGCGACUUGGGUAAGGUUGCGUCCAUGCCAUGGCUGGCCCGGCGGGUGCAGCAUGGGUGCAUCCUCUACAGUUCCGUCUUCUCCGCCGUUUCAGUAUUUCUGAUGCGCCGCUCUUACGAGGAGCAGCGGCUUCGUGGUGGGGGUGCUGGCGCAUGGCUCCGUUGGGGUGUUGCGCGGCUGUGGCGCAAGGCCCUUCGCCAGGUUCCCCCGCUCCUUUUGGCGUAUGCAGCCUUCCAUCAAGGCCUGCCACUGCUGCACUUGGACAUUGCCUCGCGUACAUCCCUACAGGGCAAGCGGCAGCUCUGCUCCAACUUGGAGGACGCCCUGAAUCCAGAGUGUUGGAAUACUUUUGCCAACUGGGCCAUCCUCCGCGACGCACAGCUGGAUGCUUGCAUGGUCCUAUUGCUCGUCUUGCGUGGCAUCGCGGGAGACCUCCUUGGACUGGCACUGACGGGAGCCCUGCUGGCAGUCGCUCUGCAGAGCAUCCUGCUUGGUGACCUGGGCGAUGAGAACCUGCUUUGGUCGCUGCCCUACCGGCGCCUUCCCGAGACCUUGAGCACUAUGCUCCUGGCCACGUGGCUCCCGUCGCCGCGUCGCCCAGGGCCCUGCACACUCGCCUUAGCCGCCGCCCUCGCAGUGCUCACUGUGCAAGCCGACUGGUUCAUCUCGAGCCAGGAUGAGGUGGCCGCGGUGCAGCUCAGCGGCCGCAAGCGGACUCCUGGGGUGGAGGCUCGGCUGAUGUUGGCCUUCGGCUGGGCGCCUCUUGCGGCUUCGGUGCUGUUGGUGGCCAAUGCCGAAAGCAAGGUGCUGAAGUUCUUUGCCGGCCAUUGGCUCUGGGGCACAAUAGGGUCACAGCUCUCAUUGCCCAUACUCCUCGUGCACAACGUGCUGUUUGUGGUCAUUGAGGGGCUGGUGCUACCGGGACCCUCCUGGGACUAUCCGUUCUCGUACAUGGUCUUCUUUUCCUUGCUGCUGGUGGUGCUCUGCGCCUCCUGGUUCCUCUCAGCUCUACUGCAGUUGCUCAUCCUGGGCCCCGCUGCGGAGCUGCUAAAGAGGCCUAUGACGUGGGCCGGUGAGUAG
Messenger RNA from Symbiodinium natans, 4086 nucleotides. The record is from the annotation of a GenBank genome assembly. Lineage: Eukaryota; Dinophyceae; Suessiales; Symbiodiniaceae.